AUGGACACCCAGGCAGGCAGAGAGAGGGGGCCGGGCAGGGGAGAGGAGCUCCACCGAAGGCCUGGCCAGCUGCUGAGAGCUGGGGGGAGACAGGGGAGGCCUGGCUGUUGGUGUCAGUGCCCCCGACAUGCAGCACCAAGACCCCGGGGCAGCCAGGACCUCCCAGCUCCGUGUCCCCGGCCACCCCCUGGCUCCGGUGCAGAUGCCUCCUGCACUUGGCUCGGUUUGGCCCACACUGGCUUCCCGGGGCAGCGCAAGGGAAGGCAACCAGCAGCCCUGGAGAUUUAUGGCCACAAGGCAUCUACUCUGCCCCAGCUCGGGCAUGCGGGAGCCCCACGGUCGUACCACGAGCCUGCUCGGGGUCUCCUCCCUGCCACGGCACUCAGCUCUGGGUCCCAGCACCCGGCCCUGGACUCACACCCCAGCACGGCUCUCGCCAGCCUCUCCCCGCUGCUCCUGAGCCCCGGAUUUGCCCCACCAGCCCCGAUCCGAGCCAGUCGGGCCCACAGCCAGGAGCCUUUGCAAGGGGGCCGGGGCUGUGCUCUUGUCCCUGUGCUCACCCAGCUCCUGGGAACAGGCCAGGCUGGCGCUGGGCUCUGCAGUGCCGGGCACAGCAGGCCCCGGUCAAGAGGGUGGGGGCCUGGUGGGGGUCUGCACCCCUGGCCUGGGGCAUGCCGUCUCCUGCCUCCGCUUCUGCCCCUCCGGGCCCCUCCGGCCUUUGCACAGCCGUGGGGUGGCAGCUGGUCUCAUCCCCCUACGGACGCCCCCCCGGCACUCUGCCCUCAUGCCGGCCCCGGCAAGCUGUUGUUUUCCAGGCAGGCGGUUAAAUCAGCCGUGGGCAGAUGCGGGGCUGAGCCAUUAGCGGGCUGGGGCGGGCGUCCCCCGGCGAUGCAGGAAGCCCCGCCCGGGCUGUUUGCUCACCCGAGCGUGCGGGGAGCUCCGGCGCAGAUAGUGCGCGGGCAGUGCGCUCGUGCGAGCAGGCAGCCAUCUGGAAGGGCUGGGGUCAGCGUGGCCUGAGCUCAGCACAUCAAGGAAGCGGGCAGCCACGC
Alligator sinensis (Chinese alligator) is the source of this 1049-nucleotide messenger RNA. Its product is annotated as splicing factor 3A subunit 2-like. The coding region runs from base 1 to 1017 and encodes 338 amino acids. The transcript has 2 exons. The record is from RefSeq and is a predicted model, not a curated record. Lineage: Eukaryota; Metazoa; Chordata; Crocodylia; Alligatoridae.